AUUCUCCCUCUUCCACCCUCUUUACAUAUUCAACAUGCAGGCUUCUUAGACUAUUCUUCAGUUCCAUAUAUUUUGCCAGAACCAAUAUAAUCACCUAUCAAGAAACAUUUUGGCACAACCUACAUUAGCAAUGGGUUCUUUCUCCCAUAUUUCUGUGUUUACCCUCUCCUUAUUUUGUUGUAGUUUCUUGAUACAAGCUCAGCAACCAUAUGUUGGACCAAAAACAACAGAUUGUACAAAUCCAGAUACUUCAGAUUCUGUUCUUGGAUACACCUGUAAUGGCUUAAACAGGAGUUGCCAAGCUUAUCUGGUUUUCAGAUCCCAACCCUCAUAUAAUACCGUUACAUCAAUUUCCAAUCUCUUGUCUUCUGAUCCAUCUCAAAUUGCUGAGAUAAAUGAGGUUUCUGUGACUACAUCAUUUGAAACAAACCAUUUGGUUAUAGUUCCUGUCAACUGCUCAUGUUCUGGUGACUAUUAUCAGGUAAACACAACGUAUACUGUUCAGAGUGGAGACGGCUAUUUUCUUAUUGCCAAUGACACCUUCCAAGCCCUCUCAACUUGUCAAGCUAUACAGAAUCAGCAGCCUGAUAUUCGCUCUGAAAAUUUGACCAUUGGAUCAAGAAUUACGGUUCCUCUUAGAUGUGCUUGUCCCACAAGGAAUCAAAUUGAUGUGGGAAUUAACUAUCUGGUGAGCUACCCAAUUGCUCAAGGUGAUUCAGUUUCAGGUAUUAGUGAGAUGUUUGGGGCAGAUACUGAGAGGACUUUUGAAGCCAAUCAGCUUAAUGAUUCCAACAUUGUUUUCUUCACUACACUUUUGGUUCCCCUCAAGGACCCACCGUCUAAUAUCGCAGUGCCUUCACCGCCACCUCCACCUCCACCUCCAUCUCCAAAUUCUCCCCCCAGUGGAAGCUCCAACAAAACAUGGAUUUAUAUACUUGUUGGUGUUCUCGGGGGAGGUGCUCUAAUAUUGGUUGUUUGCACAGUGAUUUUCUGUGUGUUCUUCCGUAAAAGCAAGAAGAAACCUGAUUUGAUCAUGACCUCAGUAAGUUCUAAGGCUGCUGAAAAACCAUUGAAGAAAAAGUUAGAGGACGAAUCUCAGGACUUCUUGGAUAGUAUGUCACAUAUAGCUCAAUCUCUCAAUCUCAAAGUGUACAAAUUUGAAGAAUUGCAGCUUGCAACAGAUAACUUCAGCCCCAGCUGUCAGAUUAAAGGAUCGGUUUACCGUGGUGUAAUCCAGGGUGAUUUUGCAGCCAUCAAGAAAGUAAAUGGAGAUGUGUCAAAGGAGAUAGAACUGUUGAACAAGGUCAACCAUUCAAAUCUUAUUCGCCUUUCUGGACUUUGUUUCCAUGAUGGGCAUUGGUAUCUGGUUUAUGAGUAUGCUGCCAAUGGAGCAUUGAGUGACUGGAUCUUUCACAACAACAACAGUGGAAAAUACUUAAGCUGGAAACAGAGAAUUCAGAUUGCAUUAGAUGUAGCAACAGGACUUAACUACCUCCACUGCUUCUCCAAUCCUCCUCAUGUCCACAAGGACUUAAAAAGCAGUAAUGUUCUUCUUGAUGUUGAUUUCAGGGCUAAGAUUUCAAACUUUGCUCUAUCAAGGUCAACGGAAGGGCGAGAGGGCCAAUUUGCCUUGACAAGGCACAUUGUUGGGACAAAGGGUUACAUGGCUCCUGAGUAUUUGGAAAAUGGUUUAGUAUCCACAAAGCUUGAUGUUUAUGGAUUUGGGGUUCUCCUGCUGGAAGUAAUAACCGGGAAAGAAGCUGCUGCAUUCUGUGGUGAGGAAUAUAUGAACUUAUCAGACAUUUUAAGCAAUGUGCUUCACGAGAAAGAUGGACAGGAGGGUUUGAAGCAGUUGAUUGACCCCUCUAUGCUAGAGAAUUAUCCUUCAGAACUUGCCAUAGUUGUGGUCACAUUGAUAAAUAGUUGCUUAAAGAAAAAUCCAACAGCUCGCCCAGAUAUGGACGAAAUUGUGAAGUCUCUGUCAAGAAUGCUGACUGCUUCAUCGACUUGGGAUUCAUCAAGCAACAUGUCAGGGUCUCAAACAUCUACAGGAAACUAUUGAUUGCACCGGGCCUGAAAUGGAAACUUGAGUUAGUUUUUGUGAUUUUUUAGCUUUUAUUCUCUCCCCAGCAUACUGCCCCUCUAUUUCGAGCGGGCUGUAAGAUAAUAAGUUGAGUUAAUUCACAAUGGCUGUACUUGUGGUUCUUUUUCUAUUAAUUUUCCAUAUAUUAGUUUUUGGUACGUAUGUAGAAUUUUUAUUUUAAAAAAAUUAUU
This is a messenger RNA of Durio zibethinus, 2274 nucleotides long. Its product is annotated as lysM domain receptor-like kinase 4. Lineage: Eukaryota; Viridiplantae; Streptophyta; Magnoliopsida; Malvales; Malvaceae. The record is from RefSeq and is a predicted model, not a curated record. Gene Ontology annotation, biological process: protein phosphorylation. Gene Ontology annotation, molecular function: protein kinase activity; ATP binding.